AGGACAGGACAGGGACAGGACCAGGACAGGGACGGGGACAGGGAUGGGAGCCGCAGUCCGCAGCAGUUCCCCGCACUGUCUGCGCGUCUUGACUUGGCUUUGCGCAGCCGUCCCGCUGCUCGGCUUCGCCCCCUGUGCUCAGGCGAAAACAUCGAGCAAACCCAACAUAGUCCUGAUCCUGACGGACGAUCAGGAUGUCCUCCUGGGCGGAAUGGAACCGUUAAAUAAAACGAGAAAACUUAUUGGUGAUCUGGGAAUAACGUUUACAAAUGUGUACGUGGCCAGCCCACUGUGUUGUCCCAGCAGAGCCAGCAUUUUGACUGGAAAGUACCCGCACAAUCACCGUGUAUUCAACAACACAUUGGAAGGAAAUUGCAGCAGCAUUGCUUGGCAGAAAACUCAGGAACCCCACACCAUCGCUGCAAUCCUCAAAGGGGCUAGCAAUUAUCAGACCUUUUUUGCAGGGAAAUAUUUGAAUCAGUAUGGAUCUGAGGCUGCAGGCGGUAUUGAACAUAUCCCUCCAGGAUGGGAUUACUGGUACGCUCUGGCUAAGAACUCAAAGUAUUACAACUAUACACUUUCCGUUCAUGGAAAGUCGCGGGACUAUGGACAGAAUUACAGUCAUGAUUAUCUAACAGAUGUACUGUUAAACGUUUCCCUGGACUUCCUGCGAUACAGGAUAAAUUAUCGGCCCUUCUUCAUGAUAAUCUCGACCCCAGCGCCACACUCUCCAUGGACGGCCGCCCCACAGUAUGCAAAGAGCUUUCAAAACGUUAAAGCACCAAGAAACAGUAAUUUCAAUAUCCAUGGAAAGGACAAGCAUUGGCUAAUCAGACAAGCAAAGACACCCAUGACCAACUCUUCACUUCAGUUUUUGGAUAAUGCUUUCAGGAAAAGAUGGCAAACACUGCUGUCAGUGGAUGAUCUUGUGGCAGUAAUAAAGGAGCUUGAUCAACUCAAAGAACUGGACAACACCUAUAUCUUCUUCACAUCCGACAAUGGCUAUCAUACUGGUCAGUUUUCUAUGCCUAUUGACAAACGACAGCUAUAUGAAUUUGACAUCAAAGUGCCGUUGCUUGUGAGAGGACCAGGGAUCAAAUCUAAUAUGAUUAAUAAGAUGCUUGUUGCAAAUAUUGAUUUGGCUCCUACCUUCUUGGAUAUUGCUGGUUAUGAUAUUCACAAGACUCAAAUGGAUGGCAUGUCUCUCUUACCUUUGCUGAAUGGUAAGGAGCAGAACACAACCUGGAGGACAGACUUCCUUGUGGAGUAUCAAGGAGAGGGAGAUAACAGUACGGAUCCAACCUGCCCUUCACUGGGGCCUGGAGUCACACAAUGUUUUCCUGACUGUGUUUGUGAAGAUGCAUAUAAUAACACGUAUGCCUGCGUGAGAACAAUUUCCAGUUCAGCUGAUUUGCAGUAUUGUGAAUUUGAUGAUAGUGAGGUAUUUGUGGAGGUGUAUAAUUUAACCUCUGACCCACACCAGAUUACAAAUAUAGCAAAAUCCAUAGAUCAGGAGGUACUGGAGAAAAUGAAUCAUCGCCUCAUGAUGUUGCAAUCUUGUUCUGGAGCAACAUGUCGCACACCAGGGGUAUUUGAUCCCAGGUACAAAUUUGAUCCUCAACUUAUGUUCAAUCAUGGACCCAAUGCUCAUAAAUUAGUCCAUAAAAUCUUGUGAGGCCUUUUGCAAGCUGUGACCUGUGACACACCCUCCUUCCUUCUCGUGACUUAUUGUUCAUGGUCAUUUGGCACUCCUUACAUGGACUCACUUAGAAAAUGAAUGGGAAUUCUACUUUACUGCCCACAAUUGGUAAGACUGGUUUUCCUGUAAACCCUUUGGAUUCUUGAAGCAGGUUUUUUUUAAUUCUUUCAAUUUUAAAUGGCAUUAACGUGUGUUUUAAUUGAUACAAUGGCGGCAGCAUUUACUCCGCUGAUUUUUAUUGUCAAGAAAAUUUGUGGCCAGUUUUCCUCGCUAAAGAUCUUCUACAAUUCAUGUCAGGAAAGAAGCACGCUUAAUAGAUACCAGUUCUGUUCCGUGGCGUUCCAUGGUCACCACAAAGGCUGAUAAGCUCCUUCAUGUACUGCGACCUCCCCCCACUGAUCACUAGUGUUGCUAUACAGUUAAAAUAACAUUAUCAGUGUUCCAUGUAACUUCAAGGUUCCAAAAAUGCUAUUACUGACAAGUUUCUGACACACAUCAGCAGUAUUCAUUAGCUAGAAUUGCAUUUGUUAUUCUCACUAAUAAGCACGUUGUCCUGAAGUUAAACUUGUCAUUGUAUAAUUCGCAUCCCAAAUAUUUUGUGAAGCUCUGCUUUGCGUGUCUUUUGUUUAAAGGAAUGUUUUUUAUGCAUUAGAACUUCUCACCAAUGGUUGGUUUAAUAUGUUGCACUGAAGGAUGUUAAAAGGAUCAAAGCUGUAUUGUUUUGACACAUGCAUUUAAAGUCCGUGGAGCUGUGCUCUUUUGUACUUGUUUCCCCCACUCUACUUUUUGUUCCAAUGACUACUUUUGCUUAUUCCCAUUUUAGAAUGAUGCUUUUUAAAUCAGAUUGGCAAUCGCAAUCAGCUGCAUAAGAUAGCAAUUAUAGCCAAUAUCAGCCUUGUUGGUUGUACAGCAACCUUUGCUCAUCCAUUGUUGGUUUAGUGAAAAGUUGUGGCCAAAUCGGAGCCAGUUUAUUGAGUGAAUCCAGCAAUAUUGCAUCAUCCACCGGAAUAUCAGUCUUGUUCAUGGUUUCCAUAUUUUUUUAGUUUCCACAUCCAGAUGUUCUGUGCUGAUUACAUGAUUGGUCAUGUAAGACACUAUACACAUCAAAACAUUCUGGUUGGAAUGUCUCAGCAACAAAAUGUGAAUUAUCUGAAAUGCAAACAAAGCCAUAAAAGCUAGUACUUUGACUAUAACCAUAUCCUAGGUAUAGGUUGAGAAAAUGCCUCUAGCGUAGCACUUGUUGAAAUCUUUGAGGUUCCCUAUUUGAUUUUGGGCAUCAAUAUCACUCUUUUUUAUUGUAAACUUCAUCGAUACCUUGGGUACAGUGUUCUAGUAUAUGCAAACAUCUCCAGAGACGUGACUAAUACUCUGAAGAUGAAUUGGAGAAUUGUAUAAAACCAUGAACCGCUGUAUUUCAUCCUUGUAUUUUUAAAGAAAUAUGUUCUGCAAUCAAACACCACUGUGAUCUUUCAUGUGGAUUGUUACCUGCUAGCUUGAUCUGGGUACUAUCAAUAAAUGAAGUGCACCUGCAGGGCUUAUCUUUAUGAUUAGAAGACUAACAAUGCCAUUUUGAUUCUGUGGUGUGCCUACUAAAGGUGCAUGAUCGAUCCUACAAUAAAUAUUGUAUAACCGUGCACCUAAAGGGAAAGGAAACUUUAGUUUUUAUCAUUGCUUUAGAAAAAAUCUGUAAAUCAGUCUUUCAAGUCUUAAUUAUAAAUCGUGCAUUAUCAGUGUUAAACUAUGUUAGAAUGAAUUUAAUUUCUGAAUUUGAGUAACAAUUUAUGUACAGCGUUGUAGUGCUGCGAGGCUUGCAAAACAUUAUCUGUACCUUCAAGAUGAAUGAAUUAAGAUUUCCUAUUUUUUUCCAAAGAUAACUAAAGUGCCCUUGAUUGUAGUCUUGUGAUACAUGAAUGCGAUGGCUUGAUUCAGUCCUGCACUUUAUUAAUAAACUACUUCUCACUUGAA
Messenger RNA from Callorhinchus milii (elephant shark), 3664 nucleotides. RefSeq names its product glucosamine (N-acetyl)-6-sulfatase a (gene gnsa). NCBI's taxonomy places the organism in Eukaryota, Metazoa, Chordata, Chondrichthyes, Chimaeriformes, Callorhinchidae. The record is from RefSeq and is a predicted model, not a curated record. Gene Ontology annotation, biological process: glycosaminoglycan metabolic process. Gene Ontology annotation, molecular function: glycosaminoglycan binding; N-acetylglucosamine-6-sulfatase activity.